This is a messenger RNA of Musa acuminata AAA Group (dessert banana), 1347 nucleotides long. Its product is annotated as S-linalool synthase-like. The coding region runs from base 95 to 1183 and encodes 362 amino acids. Gene Ontology annotation, biological process: diterpenoid biosynthetic process. The transcript has 6 exons. NCBI's taxonomy places the organism in Eukaryota, Viridiplantae, Streptophyta, Magnoliopsida, Zingiberales, Musaceae. Gene Ontology annotation, molecular function: terpene synthase activity; magnesium ion binding. The record is from RefSeq and is a predicted model, not a curated record.
UUUGAAUAUGAUACUGAUGAUAGUAAAUGAUGUGUUAUGAAAUCUUCAGACUAACCAUUGAUGUUGGUCACAAUUUCGACAGAUUGAGCAUGAAAUGGAACUCCCAUGGCUCGCUCGAAUGGACCAUCUUGAGCAUCGCAUGUAUAUAGAGAGAAGUAAAGGUUAUAUGACGUGGAUCGGAAAGACCAACACUUGCAGGCUUUCAUGUUCCUCGUUCGUCAUCAAACUAGCAAUUAAAAGCUUCUUAAACCGCCAAUCACUUUACAAAAAUGAACUUGAGGAACUCAAGAGGUGGUCCGAAGGAUCAGGGCUGUCCAAAAUGGGAUUUGGCCGAGAGAAGACAACAUAUUGUUACUUUCUAGCCGCCGUUCCGACAUGUCUUCCUCUACAUUCGGAUCUACGGAAGAUAGUUGCAAAGUGUGCAAUCAUAGUCAUCAUUGCAGAUGAUUUCUUCGAUGAGAAAGGUUCUCUAAAUGAACUAGAAUGCCUAACUGAAGCUGUGCAUAGGUGGAAAGGAGAAAGCUUGUGGGGCGAUGCGAAAGUAAUUUUUGAUGCACUCGACGAACUUGUACGUGAUAUAGCUGUCAAAUCAUUUAGUCAGUAUGAUAAUGGUGUGGAAGAUGUUCUUCAUGACAUGUGGCGUGAUGUGUUCGCCUCAUGGCUGAAGGAAUUCAAGUGGAGUAGUAGUCAACAUGCACCUUCAAUUGAUGAAUACAUUGAAGUCGCCAUGACAUCUAUAGCCAUACAAGUAAUAACUCUUCCUGCAUAUUGCUUGGCUUGUUCAGGAGCUCCAAAGGACAACAUAAAAUCCCAUUACAGCAAAAUAACUAAGUUGGCAAUGUUCUGUGCUCGUUUAUUGAAUGACAGCCAGAGUUACCAGCGAGAAUUGGAGAAUGGGAAGUUUAACAUGGUACCACUGUAUAUGAAGGAGAAUGCAGAUGCAAGUAUCGAAGAUUCAAUUGACCACAUAAGGGACAUUCUUGAGAAGAAAGGGAAGGAAUUUGUUGAGCUUCUCUUCGGUGAUGAAUAUAAUAGUGUUCCAAAAUUAUGGAAAGAGCUACACUUGACAACUCUGAAAGCAUUUUGGAUGCUCUAUGAUACGACUAAUAAAUUUGACUCGCCUACGGCAUUGCUUCAAAACAUUAACAUGGCAUUUUAUGAUGCUUUGGAGAUUAAUGUUUAGACAACUCUAUCAUUAUAGCUAAAACCUUUUUUUUUUUGUAAGAGAAGAUUGUAUUGAUCGAGCAAUGUCUUGUUGAUGAAAUAUGAAGAUCAAUACAAGGGAGUAGAUUCAAUGGACCUCUUUGUUUUAAGUGCAAUGACAUGCAAUCAAAUAGCUAUUAAAUU